AUGUUUAGGAGAAGACAUGGAAGACGUCGACGUAACAGAGGCGACAAAUCGAGAGAUGACUCCAGAGGCCGAAGGGACUCCAAAGGAGACUCGAAAGAGGACAGUCGCAGCGACAGUGGCUCUGAAGAGCGACAUCGCAGUGAUGAAAAGGGUUCAAGAGAUGAAAAGUCGAAAAGUGAUGGUUCCAGAUGCAUUCGACUUACACGUGCCCUGAACGCUCAAAAAGGUCUCGGAGUGAGGACACAGAUCAAUCAGAACACACAUUUUCUUGAUUUGUCGUCCGUCUACGGAUCUGAAGAAUGCGAAGGAGCGUCAGUUCGAUCGUUCGUCAAUGGAGAAUUGAAAACGUACAGCCAUAAUGGGGAACUUCUACCACCGCAGAACAAAAACGACUCAAACUGUUUAUCGACGGCGCCGUAUUACUGUUUUACAACCGGCGACUUCCGCAACUCUCUGCAUCCCGGACUCAUCCCAAUACACACGGCCUACAUCAAGGAGCACAAUCGACUCGCUGCUCUUUUGAAGAAAAGCAACCCAUCCUGGACUGACGAGCGUGUGUUCCAGGAAGCUCGUCGUGUGAACAUCGCCCAAUAUCAGCAUCAAGUCUACUCCGAGUAUCUUCCAUUGAUUAUUCCUCCCUCUGUGAACGCCGCUCUUUCGGCUGAAUUCGCCGGUGCCGCUUUCCGAUUUGGACAUGGCACCGCGAGAAAGGAUUUCCCGAGGGUUACCAAUGGUAACAAGACGGCUGGUACGACAGUUGACAUCGGCAGUAACAUCUUCUACGUGGAUUCCCACUAUGCAGCCAAUCAAGGAGGACAGGCAUCCUUCAUUGAGGGAAUGAUGCAAUAUCCUGCAAUGAAAUCCGACAAGGAGUUCUCAUUCCCUAUCAGAAAUCAGCUGUUUCGAAAUCCGGGGCCAACCGGGAUCUGGCGUGGAUUUGGUGGCGGUAAACAUCAUGCGAGGGCGAGAUAUUGGCCUCUCUCCAUACAACGAGUACAGAACCCUAGUUGGGCUGAAAAAGGCAUCGAGUUUUGA
This is a messenger RNA of Cooperia oncophora, 1035 nucleotides long. The record is from the annotation of a GenBank genome assembly. NCBI's taxonomy places the organism in Eukaryota, Metazoa, Nematoda, Chromadorea, Rhabditida, Trichostrongylidae.